Odocoileus virginianus texanus is the source of this 756-nucleotide messenger RNA. NCBI's taxonomy places the organism in Eukaryota, Metazoa, Chordata, Mammalia, Artiodactyla, Cervidae. The record is from RefSeq and is a predicted model, not a curated record.
GAAUCAAUGAUGCAGAAGCCAAGGAAACAUCCCUGUCAUUGCCAACCUACGUGGACAUGCAAAGAUAACCCCAAAUGUCCCAAAUGGCAUCAGACUGCUCUGAGACUGACCAGUGUUGCCAUGGUUACACUUGUUGCCACAGUGAUAGGACUAACUGUCUGGGUAAGUCACCUAAGAAUAUAUUCCUGCAGUGACAACCCCAGUGAGAGGUUCAGUAGUGAUAAUGGAACCAAAGACUACAGCUGCAUGAAUCUUUCUCCUAGGAAGCAGCAGAACAGUACAAACUUCAUAAGAAACCCUAGCCAAAACUUAUGCCCUAAUGACUGGGUGCAGAAGAAAGGGAAAUGCUAUAACUUUUUCAAAACCUAUCAAUCAUGGAUCGAUAGCCAAAAAUUCUGUUCAACAAUGAAAUCACAUCUCUUGGUGAUCCAAGAUAAGGCUGAAUUGGAUUUCUUACAGAGCAAUAUACAAGAUGGAAUUUACUUUUGGAUCGGAUUGAACAUUUCUAAUCCACAAAAGAUGUGGACCUGGCUGGAUGGCACCCCAUUAAAUCUACAACUGGAAACUUCUAGGAGAAUGGCGUGUAUGGAUUAUAACUCAGAUCUCUCCAUGAUGAAGGUUCUAAGCCUCAGUUUCAGAUGUGUCAAUUAUAUACUCAGGACUUACCAACCCUGGUUGUAUAGUGUUCCAUCGAUCCACUUCCAAGUCUGCCCUGGUUUUCGCCUCAGCCCAAUCCAAUAUUGAGAACGGUCAGAA